Messenger RNA from Ceutorhynchus assimilis (cabbage seed weevil), 555 nucleotides. NCBI's taxonomy places the organism in Eukaryota, Metazoa, Arthropoda, Insecta, Coleoptera, Curculionidae. The record is from the annotation of a GenBank genome assembly.
AUGUUGAUUCUAUUCCUUUUCUUUUCUUUAAUAUUUUCCGCACAAGCAAUAAAUAUUCAAACGCAAUAUAAAGAUCCGAACAAUAAACCACCGUCGCCGGAACAUACAGAUCUCUCCAAAGAAAUAAAUUCCACAAAUAACAAAAAUCCCCCUAUAAUUGUAUUAGAUCCAAUCAAGGAUAGGAAGAUAAAUGCAAACGUAACAUCUUCCACUCCUAUACUGAAUCAAACGGCUAACAAUAUCCCAGCACCAAAUUUACCAAAAAUCAACGAGACUUUAGAAGAAAAAACUAUUGAUAUCGGACCUGGCCCCGUUGCCCGAGGAAUUAUAGUAUUUGUCGGACUAGCUCUACUUUUCAUUUGCUAUGUGGGAAUGAAAACUUACAGGCGAAGAAAACAAGACAAAUCAAAAAUAAUGGUUCGUAAAUACGGAGUCAGAGCAAGGAGAACUGAUGUUGAAAUGGAACCAUUAUCUUUAUCCGACGAGGAAGAAGAUGAAACCGUAUUCGAUUUAGCGGCUAAUUCCUUUUAUUUAUUAAUAUGUUGCUGUGACUAA